AUGCCGAAGAAAGCAAAGAAAGGAGGUAAAGGUGGAGGAAAGAUGGAGGAGGAGAGACGGUUGUACCUGCAGCAGAGAGCUCAGGCUGAGGAGGAGAUGGCCAAGAAGAGAGAGGAGACCCUCACGCUGUUCCUGAAGGACAAGCUGCAGAAGGAGGAGAGGAACACCGCGGUGAACUUGCAGAAGCUGAACGAGGGCUGGAGGUCGAUCCUCCGUCAGACCCGAGGCACCGAGCUGCACGAAGAGAUCGUGGAGCUCAGCCAGAAGUUUGAGACGGACCUGGAAGGCCUGGACAGCAUCGUCAAGAGCCUGGAACGUGACCUGCAGGGGGCGGAGCGCCAGUUGGCUCAGGUGCGGCGCGUUCACCUGCAGCGUGUGGAGCGUCUGUGGGCCCUGCAGGACAAACGGCUGAUGUUUGUGCAGCAGCAGUGGGAGAACAGCCUGCAGCACCUGAGCACCAGGUUCAUCUCUGAGAGGAAGCAGAAGUUGGCAGACUCUCAGCAGCCGCGAGCUUAUCUGGAGGGCGCGACACUGGAGCCGACUGUGGAGCAAAGAUACAAAGAAGUGACGGAUGAAAUUGACGGACUGUACAGUGAAGGCAUCACAGACUACAAGAGCAGUACUGACCAGAGGGAGCUGGAGGAGACCCCCCAGGGGCACGAGGACGACGAGAUGGUCGACGGGACGUCCGCAGAGCGCUCGAUUCAAAUGACCAACGCACACAUGAAGAAGGUGGAGAGGCUGCAGGAUACUGUCGCUCAGCUGAGGAAGAAGCUCAACUCCAGCAAGACAAAGAACCGGUCGGUGGAAGAGGAUCUGACAGCCGCCAGUAACCAGGUGAAGCAGAAGACUCUGAAGCUUCAGAAGCAGCUGACUCAGAAUCAGACGGCGGUGAGGAAGCAGCUCACCGACCUCAGCGUCCACAGCGACACCGCCGCCAAAAAACUGCGAGCCGUUAUCGCCAAGAGCCAGAGGGUUCUACGUGUCGCUGACAUGUGUCGCAAGCUGGAGAACGAGCAGAACACGUUAUUCCCCCCAGAGGAACGCUCACCAGAGGGAACUGGACCUGAGACAGAGGAACCAGCAGAGGUGGGUUUUGAGGUCCAGGGGGUCGCAGUGUUUCCGGAGCUUCAGCAGGUGUCCCGGUCCAUCAGCGCCGCCGUGCUGCAGCGAGAAGCUCUGAAGAAACACAGAGACGAUCUGAGCCGAGAGAACCGGCAGCUGAAGCUCCAGCUGCGGCGCCACCAGGACGACAUGGCGGUCAGCGGCGGACGCCUCGGACGGACGCCGGACCCGGCCCCGCCGGGCCCCGCCGGACACCAUCAGGAGCCGCCGGUCAUCGAAGCUGUUCACGCUGUUCAACACUCUCUGUAGGACUGCAGCUGGAGU
Messenger RNA from Chelmon rostratus (copperband butterflyfish), 1389 nucleotides. RefSeq names its product coiled-coil domain containing 65 (gene drc2). The record is from RefSeq and is a predicted model, not a curated record. Gene Ontology annotation, cellular component: axoneme; axonemal dynein complex. NCBI's taxonomy places the organism in Eukaryota, Metazoa, Chordata, Actinopteri, Chaetodontiformes, Chaetodontidae. The transcript is spliced from 7 exons. Gene Ontology annotation, biological process: regulation of cilium movement; cilium-dependent cell motility; axonemal dynein complex assembly. Bases 1 to 1374 code for a protein of 457 amino acids.